UCAAUUAAUAAUAAUAAAAAAAAAACUUGUUUCUCUCUCUUUUUCUGAAGAGUCCGUUAUGCAAACCCUAACUGAAUAGUUAGUUUUUUUUUCGAAAAAUUGAAAUUAAGAAAAGAAAAUGAAGAGCAAGAAACCAUUGAAGCAACUGAAGCUCUCUGUUCCUGCUCAGGAAACCCCUAUCUCUUCUUUCCUGACGGCGAGUGGGACAUUUCAUGAUGGUGAUUUGCUUCUUAAUCAGAAAGGCUUGCGGCUCAUUUCCGAGGAAAAAGAAUCUCGACCUUCUGACGGCAAGGAGCUUGAUUUUGAUUUCUCAUUGGAAGACCUUGAGACCAUCAAAGUUAUUGGGAAGGGAAGUGGUGGUGUAGUACAACUUGUUCGCCAUAAAUGGGUUGGAAGAUUAUUUGCCUUGAAGGUCAUCCAAAUGAACAUACAAGAGGAAAUUCGUAAGCAAAUUGUGCAGGAGCUUAAAAUAAACCAGGCAUCACAAUGUUCACAUGUUGUAGUUUGCUACCAUUCUUUCUAUCACAAUGGAGCCAUAUCUCUUGUGCUAGAAUACAUGGACCGUGGAUCUCUGGCCGAUGUGAUCAGACAAGUUAAAACGAUUCUUGAACCAUAUCUUGCAGUUGUGUGUAAGCAGGUCCUACAGGGUCUUGUCUAUUUGCACCAUGAAAGGCAUGUAAUACACAGGGACAUAAAACCAUCCAAUCUACUGGUAAACCAUAAAGGGGAAGUGAAGAUCACUGAUUUUGGUGUCAGUGCAAUGCUAGCUAGCUCCAUGGGCCAGAGAGAUACAUUUGUAGGAACUUACAACUACAUGUCGCCAGAGAGAAUUAGUGGGAGCACUUACGACUAUAGCAGUGAUAUUUGGAGUUUGGGCAUGGUCGUGCUUGAGUGUGCUAUUGGACGUUUCCCGUAUAUGCAAUCUGAAGAUCAGCAAAGCUGGCCUAGCUUUUAUGAGCUUUUGCAGGCAAUUGUGGAAAAGCCUCCACCAACUGCUCCACCAGAUCAAUUCUCUCCAGAGUUCUGUUCAUUUGUAUCAGCCUGCAUACAGAAGAACCCUCGAGACAGAGCAUCUUCUUUGGACCUCUUGAGUCAUCCCUUCAUCAAAAAGUUCGAAGGCAAAGACAUUGAUCUUGGGAUUUUGGUAGGUAGUUUGGAACCUCCAGUGAAUUACCCAAGAUAAUCUGCCUUGUAGUAAUAUGUUUUUGAAUGUAAAAUGUUCUGGUCGAGCAUCACUCUUUAUCUUGUUCAAACAUACAUAAAGAAUUUCUUGUAGCAAUUUCCACCUUAUGCUCUUAUA
Theobroma cacao (cacao) is the source of this 1300-nucleotide messenger RNA. It is a transcript of the gene MKK6, whose product is annotated as MAP kinase kinase 6. Gene Ontology annotation, molecular function: MAP kinase kinase activity; ATP binding. NCBI's taxonomy places the organism in Eukaryota, Viridiplantae, Streptophyta, Magnoliopsida, Malvales, Malvaceae. The record is from RefSeq and is a predicted model, not a curated record. Gene Ontology annotation, biological process: protein phosphorylation; MAPK cascade.